GGGAAGAUAUUAUAUGCAAAUAUUGGCCUUGGGCUCUACGUGUUACAUCGGAAGAAAAUCAAAAUGCGCUAAGAAAUAUUGCACCAGCACUGUCUAUAAUGCAUGGGAAAUCACACAGUUGAAGUUAUUUGGAGCGGAAGAUGGCAAAGUGGUGCGGCAGCAACUGCUGGCGAAGAAGUUGAGCAAAUAAAUUCGUAUUUGUCAAGACUUGGCUCGACUACUAAAAAUAUGACGGCCUCCGGACGAGAAGAAUGCAUUACUGAACACCUUCUGAGUUGGAACAAGCGAAAAAUUUUAAACUUGGCAAAAUCACUUGUUAUUCGAAUGAAAAAGACCGAAAGGAAACUUUCAUCUGCCAGGGACGAUUUUGUAAAGUUAAGAAGCGAACUUAAUGUCCAGGAUUCUGACUUGGACGACUCGAUAAUGCAGUGGAAAGAAGAAGUUCAACAAUUUGCGAGAGAUAUACCUCUGUUAUAACAUUGUUUACUUUCAAAUAUUUUUAGAAACAUGGUUUAGUAUUGAACAGUUCUGUACUUAUGGUUGAUUUUUGUUCAAACAUCAUUUAAAACGAAACUAUAUGAAAUAAUUCUUGGCCUGGCUCAAAUUUUUAUGUUUGGCAAUUGUUAUUUUUAACAAUUCAUUUUACCCCCGGAAAAUAUAUAGCUAUACAGUAUUGUAUGGAGUGCUUAGUAAUUACGUAGAUAAAUUAAUAUUUUUUAUUGUUUCUCUAGAACAACAAAUUGAAGUUUCUUCGUUGAAAGGUGCCGCCGAAGAGUUCUUCCUUUUGCAUCAAACUGUUGAAAAUGCUCAACAUUUGGAGAAUUUUGUAAGAGCCAACGAUGAUCAAACGCAGACAUUGGGUGAUAGGCUUUUCGUUCAUGACGCUCAAAACAAAGUGAAACAACAUGAACGAAAUGCAACAAGAUUGCUGGAAUUGAAAAGACAGCUUUUAGAUGGACAUGUGACAGAGGAGCAGCUUCUUGAGCAAGGAAAGUCGCAGCUGGCAAAAAUCACAGUAGCAAAGCUGCAGAAGAGAUUAGAAAUGUUGUAUUUUUCAGUCACUAGACGCACAAAAGAAAUAACUUCUCUUGCUGAUUCUAGCAAACGAAGAUCUUCGAUGAGAAGGAAAUGCGCUAAAGAGAAGUCCGAAAUAACAUCUACCGUAGAAAAGUUAAAUUGCCUCUCAAGUCUGUGUGGUCUUCCUACGACAAGUGCGGAAGAAGUCAUGUCUGGAGAUUUUGUUUGGUCGUUUAACCAGUGUAACAUAGAUAGUACGACUUCACAUGGUGUGUAAAAGAAAAUCAAAUAUAGUUCUAUGUAUAUUGUGACGUC
Molecule: messenger RNA, 1332 nt
Organism: Xenia sp. Carnegie-2017
Lineage: Eukaryota; Metazoa; Cnidaria; Anthozoa; Malacalcyonacea; Xeniidae
Exons: 5
Coding region: 103-477 (124 amino acids)
Source: RefSeq, a predicted model, not a curated record